UCUCUCUGUUAUGUCCAUUAAGCUGUUCUUCCGCAGCCCACGCCACUUUAAUUUUUUAAAUAAGCUUUCGAACAUGCAAGCGAUGCCUUUUGCAUGAUUAUUUCAUUGGAUCCUCCUUUUUUCAGACAAUAAUAGUAACAACAGCUUAAACUUCCCAUCUCAACAGAGCUUGGAACUAACUGAUAAUGGGGAUUGCUAAGACCCAAGAUGAAGAAAGUGAAAGAAGGGAGUUGGAAGACUUCAGGCAGACUUUGGUUGCUUUGGCCGCCAGGGAAAGAAGCAAAGAAAAUGAAGAUUUAAAAGGCCUAAUGAGUCCCGACACCGCCAACGUUGAUCUUCAAGACAAGCUUGUUUGUGUCACCAGUGGUGUUUCUUUCCUCGGGGUUGCCUUGGUUAACCGUCUCUUGAUCCAUGGAUACUCUGUUCGAAUCCUCGUCCAUAACCAAGAUGAUGUAGAGAGGCUGAGGGAGAUGCAGGUUUCAGGGGAGAUGAUGGUGGCUUGUAGCAACAAAAUAUCUGUGGUAAUGGCUAAGCCAACUGAAAUCCAGGGGCUCACCGAGGCCUUUGAUGGCUGUCGUGGAGUGUUUCACACCUCUGCAUUCGCUGACCCUGCUGGCAUCUCUGGUUAUUCUAAAUACAUGGCUGAAAUAGAAGUAAAGGCCAGUGAAAAUGUGAUGAAGGCAUGUGCAAGAACAGCUUCUGUAAAGAAUUGUGUGCUCACUUCUUCACUUUUGUCCUGCAUAUGGAGAGACAGCCACCAACCUCAACUUCCCACUUUGGUUAAUCACGAUUGCUGGAGCAGUGAAUCACUUUGCAUGGACAAAAAGCUCUGGUUCGCAUUGGGGAAGCUGAAAGCCGAGAAAGUUGCAUGGAAAAUAGCUGAAGAAAUGAGCUUAAAGUUGACAACAAUCUGUCCAGGACUCAUUACAGGCCCUGAAUUCUCCCACAGAAAUCCCACAGUAACAAUAGCUUAUCUCAAAGGUGCACAAGAAAUGUAUGGAAAUGGAUUGCUAGCCAGUGUUGAUGUAAUAAGAUUGGCUGAGGCUCAUGUAUGUGUGUACGAGGCAAUGAACAAAACAGCAUCCGGAAGGUACAUUUGCUUUGAUCGAAUCAUCGAGAGAGAUGAAGAAGCUGAGAAGUUGGCAACCGAGAUAGGGAUGCCUGCGCACAAGAUUUGUGGGAAUUCGUUGGAAUUUAUUCCAAUUCGUUUUCAAUUGUCAAACAAGAAACUUAACAAUCUUAUGUCAACCACACCCAGAAAUUGUUAUGCCCAAAGUUGACCCAGGUCAACUUUCACCUUUGAUUAUGUUUUUAUCACCUAAAAACCACGUUUUUUAACCAUCCAUUUUAAUGUUCAACAAGGGUAUGUUAGAUUUUUCU
Molecule: messenger RNA, 1380 nt
Organism: Hibiscus syriacus
Lineage: Eukaryota; Viridiplantae; Streptophyta; Magnoliopsida; Malvales; Malvaceae
Product: cinnamoyl-CoA reductase-like SNL6
Exons: 5
Coding region: 186-1280 (364 amino acids)
Molecular function (GO): oxidoreductase activity, acting on the CH-OH group of donors, NAD or NADP as acceptor
Source: RefSeq, a predicted model, not a curated record